This is a messenger RNA of Chlorella variabilis, 1287 nucleotides long. RefSeq lists its product as hypothetical. The record is from RefSeq and is a predicted model, not a curated record. The coding region runs from base 145 to 1287 and encodes 380 amino acids. The transcript has 7 exons. Lineage: Eukaryota; Viridiplantae; Chlorophyta; Trebouxiophyceae; Chlorellales; Chlorellaceae.
CGCCUCGACUAUUUAAUCCGUGCCACGUCUGCUCCUGCAACUCGCUUGCCUCUCCACGCCCGCUCUGCUCUGAAACGCCCCUGCCAUCUCGCACUUCACUUUCUCACAGCCCCACGGCCCCUGCUCAACAGCAGCGGGCAUAGCAUGGCGGACGCCCAACCGCCUGCAGCAGCCCAGCCGCCGCUCCCAGAUGCCGGGGCGGCAGCUCCGCCACCGCCGCGCUCUGAUGAGGCCGCAGCUGCAGCGGCAGCACCACCGCCGCCGCUGCCAGACGCGCCAGCGCUGCCAGCAGGAGGCGCAGAAAGCAGUGGAGCGCCGCCGCUGCCUGGGGCUGGACCGGGCGAGGCGGUAGACGCAGGCGCUGGGCCGCCAGCGGCGGAUGCGCCGCCGCCGCUGCCCGAGGAGGAUGAGGAUGAGGACCCGCUGAUUGUGGCGCAGCGGGAGCGCGAGGCAGCAGAGAAGGCCAAGGAGGCGGCAGCGCUGGAGAUCCCACCUUACGAUGAGGAGGCGCUCAAGGAGUUUUACACAGACCUGAAGGAUGCGGAGCGGGAGGGCGAGGUGAACCGCAUCCUGGGCGCCUUCAAGCUCAACCCCUAUGAGCAGCUCAACCUGCACCACGAUGCCACCCCCGAGGAUGUGCGGCGACAGUACCGCAAGGUGUCCCUAAUGGUGCACCCCGACAAGUGCAAGCACCCGCGUGCCAAGGAUGCAUUCGAGGUGAUUGGCGCCGCACAGAAGGAGCUGCUGGAUGAGGAGAAGCGAGCCAAGCUGGAGUUCCUGCUCAACCACGCCAAGGAGGAGGUGAAGAAGGAGUGGAAGAAGGCGGCCAAGGGCGAUGCGGCGGUGCGGCUGGCAACCCUGAUGAACGAGGAGGGGAAGGAGGGUGUGGCGGCUGCCUUCGAGCAGACGGACGAGUUCCACGAGGCCUGGAGGGUCAAGGCGCGAGACGUGCUGGCGCGCGCAGAGUGGCGGCGCCGCAAGCUCACCAAGCGGAUUGGCGAGGAGGAGGAGCGGGCCAAGGCUGAGUACAAGGAGGAGAAGGAGGUGGCCAAGCGCAAGGUGCAGCACGAGAAGCAGUGGGAGAAGACGCGGGACGAGCGGGUGGGCAGCUGGCGCGACUUUGUGGGCAAGAAGACCAAGAAGCAGAAGACAGUCAUGGGCGGCCUCAAGCCACCCAAAAUGAAGGAAAGCGACCAGGAGCGGCGCUACAUCCAGAGACCGACGGGCGAGCAGUUCCGGCCGCCGCCCAUGAAGCACGCAGGCCCCAAGAGGGAAGAGCACGAUUGA